AUGUCUACCAUCGACAGCAGCGCACCCCUACUCACACGCCUGACAACAACAUCUAUGCCGUCAACUAGCAACCCAUCUCCUAUACUGUCUGCCUCCAGUAAACGCACAAUAUGGCCCUUGGUACUUCUUCUCAUCUUGGUGCAGCUUUCGUCGGUUCUAUAUACACUGCCUCUCAACCGAGUGAUAGAGCUACGAUUGUGUCAAGAGCACUAUGAAGCGAAUGAUCCAUCGGUGAUACAGCCAGACGGGACAAUACCGGAGAUGCUAUGUAAAGUCAAGGAUGUUCAACGGGGGCUUGCAUGGUUACAGGGGAGCAUGGAGACGAUGAGUGUUGUAUGUGAUUUUAUCGUCACUAUACCUUUUAGCUUCAUGGCCAAGAAAUGGGGUGUUAGGACAGUGCUGUGGUUCAAUCUUGUUCCUAGGGUAGUCAUGAGUGUCUGGACUGUUAUUGUUGGACACUUUCCACUCCUCUUGCCUACCAAGGCCAUUCUUGCAAGUCCGAUCUUCAACGUCUUGGGAGGUGAGUGUGUCUUUCAGUCAACAAUAUUUACACUUACUUCGGGCUUGACGAGUGAGUAUGUUCAAAGAGCAUCAUACUUCUCCUACAUCAGCUCAACCUCUUAUAUCGUCUCCUUCAUGGGCCCAACUUUUGCCGCUUUCACCAUGAGCGCCAACCUCUGGCUGCCCUUCUGGCUCAAUAUCUUUCUCCUGCUCUGCGCCAUACCAACGAUAAGUCUACUUCCAAAAACCUCGAAAUUCUCAAAAUACACCAUAUCGGCCCACGAGACUACACCUAACGAAAAUACGGAGGAAUCAGGACCCUUGAUCGGAAGCAGAAACACCAGUCCAGAUAGAUAUGCCUCCGCAUUCCAAGCACCACCCUCUAGCACCUACUACCAAAGUAUCAAAACAACCAUAGAACAAUUGGUUCAUCUAGUGCUUGGACGACGAAGCUUCCAAAUCCUGCUACUGACCUUGUUCCUUACGGCACUGGCUAGUUCAGACACAAAACUCUUGGUCCAGUAUAUUUCCAAACGCUACAAUUGGACUUUUGCACAGGCAGGCUACUUGCUCUCAGCCAAGGCAUUGGUGAACCUCACGUUGCUCGCAGUAGUCGUUCCACGUAUCAUUCGUAAAUCCAUGUCAUCGAGAGUCGUUCAGGGUUCUGAUGUGCGACUGAACAUUCUGGGAGCAGAUGUUAGUAUUGCGGUCUCGGUGGUGGGUGUGCUAUGUAUCGCAUUAGCGGGGAGAUUUUGGAUGUUAUUUACUGCGCUCAUCAUCUACGCACUCGGAUCAGCUCUACCGGUGUUUACCAUGUCCUUGAUCAAGUCGUCGUUGAUCGCCAUUGAAGGCUCUGAUGCUCAAGACUUCAGUAUCGUCAUGUUGACCAAGACACUCGGGUCUUUGGUUGGCGCGCCGUUGAUGACAGUUUUGUGGGUCAAGGCGAUCGAAUGGGGAGGCAUUGGACUGGGAUUGCCAUAUCUCACAUCUUCAUGUUUAUACAUGUCUGCAUUUAUCGUAUUCUCACGCUUACAAACUUGA
Alternaria burnsii is the source of this 1542-nucleotide messenger RNA. RefSeq lists its product as uncharacterized. The record is from RefSeq and is a predicted model, not a curated record. Gene Ontology annotation, cellular component: membrane. NCBI's taxonomy places the organism in Eukaryota, Fungi, Ascomycota, Dothideomycetes, Pleosporales, Pleosporaceae. The transcript is spliced from 6 exons. Gene Ontology annotation, molecular function: transmembrane transporter activity. Bases 1 to 1542 code for a protein of 513 amino acids. Gene Ontology annotation, biological process: transmembrane transport.